UGACCCAUUCAGAAAAAAACCGGAAGUACUGGUUCGGUAUUUUCAACGAGUAGAGCAGUGGGAUUAUUGUCUUCAUCAUGCAAUUAUGUAAAACAAGUGCGUUUGCGGUAUUGACGGUAGUUACUCUUUGUCUUUCUACGACCGUUGACGGCGACAUUGACAAUGUUUCAGAUGAAGAGGACGCAUCGAGGUACCUCUCCGGACUGAGCCCCGUCCUCCUACCCGCCGUGGACCCUCUAUCAUCAUCACACACUCUGUCAGCCGUUGUGGCCCAAGAUCUAGAGAUCAACCAAACCUGUCGCAACCUGGCCACUAUAUUCCAUGAUCGAUACAUCGCAUACGCAGAUUGUCUGGUGAAGUCUGCCCGUCCUGUCGAAGUGUGUCUCAACUGUUUUGAAGGUUAUGCUCUCCUGUCAGAAAUAUAUGCAAACAUUUCAAACGACCAGGUUGGUCCUGGUAACUGUAGAGACAGUCUUCUCAGGAGUGAUCGGCUCAUGCUGAUUUAUCUGCUGUACGGCAAUCUGCAGAAUAUCUGGAGGAACUCAGCCUGCGAACAGUGUGUCAACACAGAACAUCAGACCUUGAAGAAUGACACUCUUUACUUCAUGAAUGAGCGCAACCAAUCCAUCUCCUGCUUUGACCAGUAUAAACAGGAAAACCACUCAGACCUGUGCGUGAAAUGUAAGAGCAAGUAUGAAAGCCUGAAUGUGCUCUACGGCGGCAUGGAGAAGAACGGCUCUCUGUGUAUCGACAUUGAGGAUGCGAUGAACGUGACCCGUAGGCUUUGGAGUAAGAACUACAACUGCAUCGCCCCCCGAGAAGGGAUGAUUCCAGUCAUCGCCGUCUCUUGCUUCAUGCUCUUUCUGCCCAUCAUCUUCUACUUGAGCAGCUACCUUCACUCGGAACAAAAGAAACUCAAGCUCAUACACCCCAAGAGAGCCAAGUCCAACAACAGCCUCAUGAACAUCCAGGAUAAGUUCAGCUGAUGCUGUGGGAGAAGGUCAGCGUUAUGGCCACUUGUUGCCAGCAUCCUCACCUACCCCCGGGCCUUCCUUUGUCCUCUGCCAAUGGCCGACCUCUCCAUGUGCACUGCUGCUGAAGAGGGCUCCACUAAAGUAUUCCUGGCUUAUCGCUUACAGGGGAGACUUUUGACUCCAAAUGAUAUGAAGAUGACCUCUCAGCCGUACCUGGACGAUUCUUGUCGCUGUAGAGGCUGAAAUGUUGAAGAUAAAUAAUAGGAAUAAUAAUUACAUUAAUACAUUUAGCAUGUUUCAUGCACACUGUUUUAUUUGUAUUUCUUUUAGGCUUACUAACAUGAAGUUCUGUGCUAAACUGCAGUUAUAUUUAAGUCAAGUUAACUUCUACAUUGUUUUGGCUCACCAAUUUUUUUUUAUACAAAUAAAUGUUAAUAAUUUUAACAUUUCAACAUACAUUUUUCAGUUUCUUGAGGCAGACCUAAGCCUAACUCGGAAAAGCUUGCUUUUUUUUGGUUGAGUUCUUUGGUUUUUUGAUGUGUAGUGGGGCCAUGUAAGUGGCAUUGUGUGCAAACGCCAUUUCUCUUUGCUUGUGAGAUGGGUUUUAUGUCUAAUGUAAGUCCAGCAGAAAGGGCUUAGCAGAAAGCACUUGAUGUCCAUUACUGGUGACAUGUAUCUGCUGUAAGAAGAGAUGAGGAGGGCAGCAACGAGAAGAAAAGUAAAUAAAUAAAAUAAUGGCAUAUAAUGUGAAAGGCACUCAAAAGUAUGACACUGAUGUUACGUGUGUGUGUGUGUGUGUGUGUGUGUGUGUGUGUGUGUGUGUGUGUGUGUGUGUGUGUGUGUGUGUGUGUGUGUGUGUGUGUGUGUGUGUGUGUGUGUGUGUGUGUGUGUGUGUGUGUGUGAUGCUUUUAACAUGUUUUGUUCUGCUUUCCGCUGUUUAACUUAAUUUGUUAGAGGUUGCAAACAGCUCGUUAUAGUCAGGCAUCCCCCAGAGAGCAGGCAGACUGCCUUGCUAAAUUGCACAAUUAUAAGUGAUGCGUUAUAGGAGUCACUCUGGUAAACACAAAUUUAUUUAUAUUUACUUGAAUGUAAUGCUAAAAAAGGUUAUUUACUCUAUGAUUACAUCGGCAGUGACCACAUGUAGGCCUAUUACAUGUUACAAUUUAUUUUUAAGAACUGCAUUUAAAGCAUCGCAGAGAGUCCUAUGUUACAAAAUGUAAAAUGUUUGCCUACAAAGAUAUUUAAACGCAACAUCACCCUG
Molecule: messenger RNA, 2235 nt
Organism: Gadus macrocephalus (Pacific cod)
Lineage: Eukaryota; Metazoa; Chordata; Actinopteri; Gadiformes; Gadidae
Gene: ostm1
Product: osteoclastogenesis associated transmembrane protein 1
Exons: 6
Coding region: 78-986 (302 amino acids)
Cellular component (GO): cytosol
Source: RefSeq, a predicted model, not a curated record